This is a messenger RNA of Helobdella robusta, 2217 nucleotides long. RefSeq lists its product as hypothetical. The transcript is spliced from 13 exons. Gene Ontology annotation, molecular function: ATP binding; 3'-5' DNA helicase activity; four-way junction helicase activity. NCBI's taxonomy places the organism in Eukaryota, Metazoa, Annelida, Clitellata, Rhynchobdellida, Glossiphoniidae. Gene Ontology annotation, biological process: interstrand cross-link repair; double-strand break repair via synthesis-dependent strand annealing; replication fork reversal. The coding region runs from base 1 to 2217 and encodes 738 amino acids. The record is from RefSeq and is a predicted model, not a curated record.
AUGCUCAUUGAAACAAAUGAAACGCUUAUUUCGGCAAAAUCAAUUAGUGAUGACAAUAGACAUCAUCUAACUUGUCAAAAAAAUUUAAAUUUUACACUCAAUAGCUCUAAUCUAAAUAUAACCUGCGACAUCAACAACCCAACUAACAAGCACAUAAUAAUUCCAGCAACAAAAACAACUUCUAAAGAUCAAAAUAACACAAGGACCACAAAUAUUUGUGAUGGAUUUGACAUAUCAGCUGGUCGAACGUGGAUCUACCCAUCCAAUCAACCGAUUCGAAAUUAUCAGUACAACAUUUCUCAGAAAGCCCUUUAUAACAAUACACUAGUCUGUCUACCUACCGGAUUAGGUAAAACAUUUGUGGCGGCUGUAGUGAUGUACAAUUUUUACAGAUGGUACCCCGAAGGGAAAGUUAUUUUCAUGGCUCCGACUAAACCACUUGUUGCUCAGCAAAUUGAAGCCUGCCACAACAUCAUGGGGAUUCCCAUGGAGACCACUGCCGAGAUGACUGGUGCCAUGCCGCCAGAAGUGCGAAAGAAAUCAUGGAUAUCAAAGAGAUCUUUCUACCUAACUCCUCAAGUGAUGAUGAAUGACCUUCAACGAGGCGUCUGCCCCGCCCUCAAGGUCAAAUGUCUUGUCAUUGACGAGGCUCAUAAAGCUCUUGGCAACCAUGCCUACUGUCAGGUGGUCAGAGAGUUAUCCAGGUAUGAGGGUGAAUUUCGAAUUUUGGCCCUUAGUGCUACUCCUGGGAGUGAUAUCAAAGCCGUUCAGCAAGUUCUUAACAACCUGCUUAUAUCACACAUCGAGCUGAGAACCGAGGAAAGCUUAGACAUCCAACCAUACACACAUCAUAGAAAAAUCGAAAAGAUCGUCAUUGCGAUGGGUGAUGAGAUCAACAUCAUCAGAGACCUAUACCUUAAGAUAAUCAACGUCUUCAUCCAAAGACUCCGGAAGUUUGGCGCCAUUUACAACAAAGAUAUAAGACAUCUUUCGAAAUUUAUGAUCCUGAAGGCUCGGGAGAUGUAUCGAAAGAACACCCCAUCUAAUUUGACGAAAUCUCAGAGAGGCCUCAUAGAAUGUGACUAUGCAAUCUGCAUGAGUCUGUACCAUGGCUAUGAGCUUAUGUAUCAGCACGGUCUAAGGACACUACACGCAUACAUCAAGACAUUUAUUACUGAUAAUAGUAUUGAUGAGCGUCAAUACGCCAAUCCGAAUCUUACCCAACAAACACAACAACAACAAAAACAACAAAUAACAUCAUCAUCAUCAUCAACAACAACAACAACAACAACGUCAUCAUCGCAAAAAAUUGUCCCGCCGCUGAAAUAUGGCCAUCCAAAGUUGAAAAAACUCGAAGAAAUCAUCAUAGGACAUUUUACUAAAUUUCAAAAUGACGGCCAGGAGACACGCGCCAUGAUAUUUUCAUCAUACAGGGACAGUGUCAACGAAAUAACCCAGCUGCUAAAUAAACUCCGCCCACUCGUCAAACCCAUGAGCCUGAUUGGUCACUCGAGUUCCGUGGGCGGAGCUAAAGGUUUUAAUCAGAAAGACCAACUUAAGGUGAUGAAGAGGUUCCGUGAAGGGGGUUACAACACACUGGUGGCCACGUGUAUCGGCGAGGAGGGACUGGACAUUGGGGAGGUCGAUCUUAUUGUUUGCUUUGAUGCCCACAAAAGUCCUAUCAGAUUAGUUCAGCGCAUGGGUAGAACGGGAAGAAAGAGAGAAGGGAGAGUGGUUAUGUUGGUAACAGAAGGCAAAGAGGAACAAGUAUAUAACACUAGCCAAUCCCACAAAAACAACAUCGUAAGACUGAUACAACAGCAACAAAGUAAUGGCAACAACAAUCGCAACAACAACAACAACAACAAACUUCAACUGUACAACAACAAUCCCCUCAUGGUACCCCAGUACCUUAAUCCAACUUGCGAAAAAAUACACAUACAAGUACUAUUAUACAACAACAACAACAGUAAUAAUAAUAACGUUGGUCAGAAGAUCAAAAAUGGCAAAAGAUCGUCGUCGUCGAAGUUUAAAAAUAAACCGGAACAGGAAAUAGUGACGGAUGAGUUCUUUGAUUUGUUUAAAAGGGAAUUUUAUGACGAAAAUAGCGGGAAUUGUCUGUACUCUUUGCCGCCAAUAUCGUCUGGGAUGGAAUUUUUGAAAUUUGGCGCUGUUGACGAUCACGUGAGUCUUUUUGUUUGUUCUUUGUUUAUAUAA